Marmota flaviventris (yellow-bellied marmot) is the source of this 1881-nucleotide messenger RNA. It is a transcript of the gene Cyren, whose product is annotated as cell cycle regulator of NHEJ. Gene Ontology annotation, cellular component: cytoplasm; nucleus. NCBI's taxonomy places the organism in Eukaryota, Metazoa, Chordata, Mammalia, Rodentia, Sciuridae. Gene Ontology annotation, biological process: double-strand break repair via nonhomologous end joining; negative regulation of double-strand break repair via nonhomologous end joining. The record is from RefSeq and is a predicted model, not a curated record.
GAAGCUCAGGAGGGAAGAGGGCCUCUCAGUGGCCUUGGGCCUGCUGUAAUUGGCUGAGAGUGAGAUGGGUGGGUUUUUCUUCCCACACUUUGGAACUCUUAGAAAGGAAGGUGAGCUUGCAGUCAGGUGCCCACCUCUGGCCCUGUGCCGUUGAGGUUUCCACUGCUGGAGCCUGGACCGUCAGCACACACACAGGUGGCUUUUGAAUACUAGCAAGCUCUCCAAAAUGCCAGUUGUCAGAAUACUAUUCUCUACAUUUACACCAAAAAUUAUAACAUCACAUGGACAAGUCCAGUGGACCAGUCGCCGGGCUUCCUGAACGGUGCCUGUUCUUCCUGUGAAGAGAGCUCUGGGGACAGGCAGAUGUAUAGCAAGAAGUCAGGAACCAUGCGUGGGUUAGUUGAAUGACGGUAAUGUGGGGAAGGGGGGUCUUCAGGGUGCCAGCAUCAAGCAGGAUGGGGCAUCCCUGCCACUCUUAGGCCCAGGCCCUCAGCACUCUAUUUCCUAGCUCUUCCGUUUCUGGCCAGCCUCCCUUUGAGAUUGUAGCAGGGUGUUUGAUUGAAUGUGUUCAUGCAUUCGGGUCUGUUUCAGUCAAGUCUUGGCCCGAAGGCCCACAUCUGCUCACAUCCACUGUGUGUGUUUCAAGGUGUGACUCUCAGGAGCCAGGCUUCUCCCCAGUCCCAGCUCCUUAUCAGGAGUUGGUGGAGGGUGGGAGGGCCUGAGGUCAGCACUGGGCUACUGGGAGGAGGAAGUCAUAUUCCUGCCUCAAGGAAGUUCCUCAGCUCGGAGGCACUGUUGUGCUCAUCCCUGGUGGGGAGGCCUGGGAUGCAGCCCUCUUGCUGUCCUUUCCUUGCCCCUGUGAGCCUGGAGACCCUCUUCCCCAUUCGUGACUCAUGUCUGUGUUGCAGAACUCCUGCCAUGAAGACUGUGUACUGCAUGAAUGAAGCAGAAAUGGUGGAUGUGGCUCUGGGGAUCCUGAUUGAGUGCCGUAAACAGGAAAAGCCCCAGGAGCAGUCACCUCUGGUGGAUGCUGAUAAGCUGGAGCUCUCCCCCAUCUGCUCUGUGUCUCCUCACACAAGUUCUCCUGGGAGCAGCAGCGAGGAAGAGGACGGUGGGAAAGACAAGGCUGCCUGGGGCCUCCGCCCUUCCCAGGGGCAGGGGACUUCCAGCUCUACAAGCAGAAGCCCCAAGGAAGCAGAGGAGGAAGAUGUGUUGAAAUAUGUCAGGGAGAUAUUUUUCAGCUGAGGAUAAACAGCUCGCUGGACUCUCUGCGGAGAGCAGCAGGAAGAGGGUGCUGCUGCCGCUGUUGCCCCUCACCCCCACCCCUAGGGUGCAGAUGUGGCUGCCUGUGUGCCCAGCUUUGCACCUCCCUGGGCCUGGCAGAUUCAUCCUAGAUCAGAAGCUCCAGGUGCCCUGGGCCUCCUGGGGGGCUACUAUUUUCAGUGUGACAGUGAGGACCCAAACCAAAUUCCCAUUAGUUUCUCCUCGCACUGCAUCCCGCCUGGCACAGGGGGAUAGAAUCCCAAUUGUCUGUCUUAUUCUAGAGAAAAUGAGGUCAUGGGGUCCAACUUUUAAGAACCCAAGAGACAAUAAUUUUCAAGGAAAAGUAUGGCUACUGAAUAACUGUGAUUCCCAGGCUUUUGUAGCAUGAUCCCUCCCCAUCAGAGGCCCUCGCCCUCCAGCUUUGAAGACACGAGCUGCCCAUAGUUUCUGCUCCACCUGGGAGGGUGAGACUUUCCAACCAGAGACUGGUAAGCCAGACAGGCCGCCUUGAGCUGCUGCCUCUCUUCCACCUGGAAGCCUCUACCCUGAUUCCUGGGCAGGUUUAAAGUGCGAGUGGGUUGGGAAACCAUACACUAAGGAUAAAAGAUGACACCAGAG